Molecule: messenger RNA, 1559 nt
Organism: Nannospalax galili (Upper Galilee mountains blind mole rat)
Lineage: Eukaryota; Metazoa; Chordata; Mammalia; Rodentia; Spalacidae
Product: rano class II histocompatibility antigen, A beta chain-like
Exons: 6
Coding region: 66-854 (262 amino acids)
Biological process (GO): positive regulation of T cell activation; immune response; antigen processing and presentation of exogenous peptide antigen via MHC class II
Cellular component (GO): membrane; MHC class II protein complex
Molecular function (GO): MHC class II protein complex binding
Source: RefSeq, a predicted model, not a curated record
UUUACUCUCUGAAGAGGGCACAGCAGGUGUGAGCUGUGUGGACCACCAUUACCUUUUCCUGUGAGAUGGCGCUGCAGAUCCCCAGAAGCCUCCCUGCAGCAGCUGUGGUGGUGAUGCUGAUGGUGCUGAGCAGCCCAGGGUGUCCCGCAGGGGACGCCGUGUACCAGUUCAAGGGCCUGUGCUACUUCACCAACGGGACGCAGCGCAUCCGUAGUGUUAUCAGAUGGGUCUACAACCAGGAGGAGUACGUGCGCUUCGACAGCGACGUGGGCGAGUUCCGCGCGGUGACCGAGCUGGGGCGGCCCACAGCCGACUACUGGAACAGCCAGCAGGAGAUCCUGGAGCAGAAGCGCGCCGAGCUGGACACGGUCUGCAGACACAACUACGAGCUGACCGAGGUCCCCACCGCCCUGAGCCGGCUCGAGAGGCCCAAGGUGACCAUCUCUUUGUCCAAGACAGAGGCCCUCAACCACCACAACCUGUUGGUCUGCUCGGUGACAGAUUUCUACCCAGGCCAGAUCAAAGUGCGGUGGUUCCAGAAUGGCCAGGAGCAGACAACAGGAGUCGUAUCCACGCAGCUUAUUAAGAACGGGGACUGGACCUUCCAGAUCCUGGUGAUGCUGGAGAUGACACCUCAGCGUGGAGAUGUCUACACCUGCCAUGUGGAGCACCCCAGCCUGCAGAGCCCUGUCACUGUGGAGUGGAGGUCACAGUCUGAAUCUGCACAGAGCAAGAUGCUGAGUGGCAUCGGGGGCUUCGUGCUGGGGCUGAUCUUCCUUGGGUUGGGUGUUUUCAUCCGUCACAGGAGUCAGAAAGGAACUCGUGGGCCUCCACCAGCAGGGCUCCUGCACUGAUUCAUGGGAGUAUUUUGGCUGAAUUGCUCUCACUCUUCUGAAAGGCCUGCUUGUCCCUGCUUAGUCCCCAGUCUGUUCAGCCUGCCUGUUUCCUCUAAAGUCAAGCUCCCCAGCGGCUCCAGUGCGGCUGCCAGGUCACCUCCCAAGGCUUUGGCUGCGACUCUGCUCCUCACCUGACCCCAGAGCCUCUGCCCAUGCCCUGCAGCAGCAUCUACAGAGACCCCCAAAGCCUGUCUCUGUUUCCACUGUCUUCCCAGACUGCUGAAGAACAUUCCCACCUGGAGAGCUUUGUUCAUAAUUAAACACGAUCUGAGUUAUCUGUAUUCUGAGCCUCCUAGCUGAGCAGAGGGAGGAAGCAGUGUGGGAUGGGAGGAGCCAGUCUCCGGGUGACCCAGAAGAGGGGGUGCUCCUUCAAAGAGUAGAUGCAGUGUAGGCGCCACGUAAGGAAGCUGAGGGGACGGCAUCAGCUGUCACACCCUUCGUGGUUCUUGGUCUUGCCAUUCAGUGCAGUGUUCGCACACCACCCCAGCCUCCUCUUAGCUGGUGUGUAUUGUGCAGCUACACAUGGUAGGAUUGGGGGGCAGAUGGUGUGACCUCUGGUCUCUAUGAUUCAGAUAUCUCCGGCAGAGUCACAUUGAGGCUAAUUUUUAUUUUUGAGAAACUAUGGCCGGCAAUAAAGUACUAUUUGUGAUUCCAAAGGCUAGA